UUUUGCAGGUCCCAUUUUAUGCGGCAGCUCAACUAACGGGAGCAAUUUCAUCUGCAAUGACAUUGAGAGUAUUAUUGUACCCAAUUAAACAAAUUGGCACUACAUCGCCUUCAGGACCAGACCUCCAAGCUCUGAUCAUGGAAAUAGUCGUAACAUUUUCUAUGAUGUUCGUUACUUCGGCUGUUGCAACCGAUACCAGAGCUACAGGAGAGCUAGCAGGUGUUGCAGUUGGUUCAGCAGUCUGCAUAACAGCUAUCUUAGCAGGGCCAGUAUCGGGUGGAUCGAUGAACCCGGCAAGGACAUUGGGACCAGCAAUUGCUAGCUCAUACUACAAGAGCAUUUGGGUGUAUGUGCUUGGCCCAGUCACAGGAGCACUUAUGGGAGCAUGGUGUUACAGCAUUAUUCGAGAGACUGAUAAGUCAGUUAAAACACCUUCAUUGUCAUUCAAACUUCGCAGAAUGAACAGCGGUGACACUGAUGGACAGCUUACAAACAAAGACCCUCUUAACGUUCUGUGAAAGAAUUGACUUUAAAAAGUAGAGGACAUUGUCACUCACCUGCAUGCUGCGUUUGAAUUUGUCCACAACAAUUCUGUGUAUUGUGUAUGGCUCUUGUGAUAUACUGUAACAAGUACCAACCAGCUGUUUUCGAACCUUUUCUUUAAAAUUCAAAGUGUAUGUUCCCGCCCAAAUCUCAGCAAUCACUUGUCCUGAAACAGUUAACUAGUAU
Messenger RNA from Pistacia vera, 729 nucleotides. RefSeq names its product aquaporin NIP2-2-like. Gene Ontology annotation, cellular component: membrane. Lineage: Eukaryota; Viridiplantae; Streptophyta; Magnoliopsida; Sapindales; Anacardiaceae. The record is from RefSeq and is a predicted model, not a curated record. Gene Ontology annotation, biological process: transmembrane transport. The transcript is spliced from 3 exons. Bases 57 to 518 code for a protein of 153 amino acids. Gene Ontology annotation, molecular function: channel activity.